AAGUUUGGAAUAAUGGAGCGAGUGGUGGAUAGGAUAGGAUAGUAGAUCCAAAACCAAAAGUGUGUGGUGAUUGAUGAGUUUGUAGCUUUGUGCUGUUACUUUCUCAUCACCCUAUUGCUCCGUCACCUGAGAGCUACAGUUUCAGCCCAUCGUAAUCUGAUCAUUGCGUCUGUCUGCAAUCUGGAUCAACCUACAUUCAUCACAAAGGUGUAUGAUCAUCGCAUUUCAUGCUGCUCACUUUAGACAUAAAAGUUUCCUUCAAAUUGUGGACAUCAAAGUGAUUUGUGAAGCAUAGAAUAUAAUAGAAUCAUGAUCCACCACACUCCUCCUUUACAAGUUAAAAACUGGAAAACAGCAGAAUUUAAUACCCCCUCUUCUCCUCUUCUGGAUAAAAGCUUCAUGAGAAGAUGGCAUUUGAAAGAUACAACAACUCCAUGUGAUAACAGAGGUCCAGUGUUACAAUAUCAUAGGCCUCUGAUCGACUACCAGUCGGUCCACUGUACGGCUAGUGGGGACCCGCUAGAUGAAGAUGAUGAGCUCUGUCCCGUUGAAUGUGUUAGAGAAAUAAAAAGGGACGAGGAACUACUUGCAGUUGUUGAAAAAGCAAAAAACGAUAAUACAUUGGUUGUGGUCGAUUUCUACCGUACUUCGUGUGGUAGUUGCAAAUAUAUCGAACAGGGUUUUGCUAAAUUGUGCAAAGGGUCUGGUGAUGAAGAGGCUGCAGUCAUAUUCUUAAAGCAUAAUGUGAUUGACGAAUAUGAUGAGCAAUCAGAUAUAGCAGAACGACUUCGAAUUAAGACGGUGCCUCUUUUUCAUUUCUAUAAAGAUGGAAUGCUAUUGGAAGCUUUUCCUACCCGAGAUAAGGAGCGGAUUAGAGCGGCUAUAGAGAAAUACACAUCACCUAUUCCUGCUGCGUCUCAAAACGCCUAGGGCAUUCUGGUAAUAUGGUUAUACUUAGCUAGCAAUUUGCAGAUAAUUCUUUGCAUGGUGCUAUAUAUAUAUAAUUGAUAAUGAUAAUUCAACCCAUGUUGCAUUGUAACAUAUAGAGAUUGUAUUCCAUCAGUAUAAGAUAUUACUCAUUUUUGUCAUUUAAUAUUCCUAUUUUGUGGGCUACAAAGUAGACAGAGAUAAAUGAGACCAUGAUAUAAAUGAAUAAAAGCAUAUUUUGUGACAGGAAAAAUCAAAUACAUAUUUGUUCUUUAAUUUUGUUGAA
Helianthus annuus (common sunflower) is the source of this 1213-nucleotide messenger RNA. RefSeq names its product thioredoxin-like 4, chloroplastic. Bases 310 to 930 code for a protein of 206 amino acids. The record is from RefSeq and is a predicted model, not a curated record. Gene Ontology annotation, cellular component: chloroplast. Lineage: Eukaryota; Viridiplantae; Streptophyta; Magnoliopsida; Asterales; Asteraceae. The transcript has 3 exons.